Macroventuria anomochaeta is the source of this 960-nucleotide messenger RNA. RefSeq lists its product as uncharacterized. The coding region runs from base 248 to 802 and encodes 184 amino acids. Gene Ontology annotation, cellular component: membrane. Lineage: Eukaryota; Fungi; Ascomycota; Dothideomycetes; Pleosporales; Didymellaceae. Gene Ontology annotation, biological process: transmembrane transport; carbohydrate transport. Gene Ontology annotation, molecular function: carbohydrate:proton symporter activity. The record is from RefSeq and is a predicted model, not a curated record. The transcript has a single exon.
CAUACAACCAAUGAAAUGUAUUAGGCACCGCAAAGGCGACCGCUUUCGCCAGAGAACCGACUUCAGCCACCGAAGGACGCUUCGGUCCCGCAGCAAGCCAACGGAGCCCAGCAACGACCGCAAAAGUAUUAUCUUCGUCGACGACGACAACCACGAUUUUCAGGUAGCAGAGGAGAACGUGCGGCCAUGCGGAGAAGGAGAGGUUUGGUAUGCGAGAAUACGGGGUAGGUGUUGGCUUCAUAUCGAAAUGGCUGACACUGAGCAACUGCCCAUGGAAGUCGACAAAGAUGCUACUGCGCUCAGAGCGCGAGUUCAAGCGAACACCGACAUCGAACAUACAAUGAGUCUUCGAGACGCCGUCAGAGUAUACCCCAAAUCUGUUCUCUAUUGUGUAGUCCUCAGCAUGGCCAUCAUCAUGGAAGGGUAUCAAGUCGGGCUGGUGCCGUCGCUCUUCGCCCAACCGGUGUUCCAACGCAAGUAUGGUCGCGUUCGUCCGGACGGCCCACACCAGCUUGACAACAGAUACCAGUCUGCCUUGACUGCUGCUGUUCAAGCAGGGUCGAUAUUUUGCUACUGGCUCAGCGGUAUCGUCAUCGAAGAAACCGGCUACAAGAGGUCCAUGCAAGGUGCCCUUCUUUCGCUCACAUGCUUCAUCUUCAUCAUCUUCUUUGCACCCUCAAUUAUCCUCCUUGUCGUUGGCGAAGGUCUUCUUGGAAUACCAUGGGACAUUAUCCAGACAGUGACAACAACCUACGCGGUUGAAGUCAGCCCGAUUGCUCUUAGGGCGUACGUCACUUCUUAACCCGGAGAAUCUUUCGACAUAGACGAUUGGACAGCUCAGUUCCUGAACCGAUACCACAUGCCGGUCGAGCACAGACAUAGUACGACAACACCUGAAAAGGAGUUUGGUGGCUGGGACAGGAACACAAUACAGUCUCUGAACCAGUGGUGAAAGUCGCA